AUGCCGGGGGAGGAGGAGGAGAGGGCCUUCCUGGCGGCCCGCGAGGAGCUGGCGAGCGCCCUGAGGAAGGAUUCCGGGCAGGUGUUUUCCCUGGAGCAACUCCAGCCGCUACUGGUCACGUCUUUACCGCCAGCAGCCCGUUACCUGCAGCUGGACGCCGCACGCCUGGUCCGCUGCAAUGCUCUUGGGGAGCCCCGAAACUACCUCAACACCCUGUCCACGGCCCUGAACAUCCUGGAGAAAUACGGCCGCAACCUCCUCAGCCCUCAGCGGCCCCGGUACUGGCGCGGGGUCAAGUUUAAUAACCCUGUCUUUCGCAGUACGGUGGAUGCUGUUCAGGGGGGCCGGGAUGUUCUGCGAUUAUACGGCUACACUGAGGAGCAGCCAGAUGGGUUGAGUUUCCCUGAGGGGCAGAAGGAGCCAGAUGAGCAUCAAGUCGCUACAGUCACACUGGAAGUACUGCUGCUUCGGACAGAGCUCAGCCUGUUGUUACAGAAUACUCACCCAAGACAACAAGCACUGGAGCAGCUGCUGGAAGAAAAGGUUGAAGAUGAUGUAAAAAAGAUACUGAAGCUCUCUGAGUUUGCCCCCUUGCUGAGAGAGAUUGCUCCUGGCCCCCUCAACACGCCCUCUGCCCCAGGCUCCACUCCUGGUCCCUGCUUCCUUUGUGGCUCUGCGCCAGGCACACUGCACUGUUCAACUUGUAAACAGGCCUUGUGCCCGGCUUGUGAUCGUCUAUUCCAUGGACACCCAUCCCGUGCCCAUCACCUCCGCCAGACCCUGCCUGGGGCCCCACAGACCACCUGCCUGACCCCCAGCUUACCUGCCUCAGCAUCACCACGGCCUCAGUCAGCCUCCUUGCUGGCCCUGGGAGACAGCUCUCUCGUGCUUCCCCUGAAAGCUUCCUCUGAUCCUGCAAAUGCCCGUCUGCCCUGGCACUGUGCUGCCUGUGCCAUGCUAAAUGAAUCUUGGGCAGUGCUCUGUGUGGCCUGUGAUCGGCCCCGAGGCUGUAAGGGGUUGGGGCUGACAAUGGAGGGUUCCCAAGGAGCUGGGGGCCUAGAAUCUGAACUUGCACGGGGUCGGUGGGCCUGCCAAAGCUGCACCUUUGAGAAUGAGGCGGCAGCUGUGCUGUGUGCCAUAUGUGAGCGACCUCGGCUGGCUCAGCCUCCUAGCUUGGUGGUGGAUUCUCGGGAUACUGGCAUUUGCCUGCAGCCCCUUCAGCAGGGGGAUACUUUGCUCUCCUCUGCCCAGAGUCCAGUCUGGUACUGUAUCCACUGUACCUUCUGCAACUCUGGCCCUGGCUGGGUGUGUGCUAUGUGCAAUCGGACCAGCAGCCCCAUCCCAGUACCGCACGCCCCCCAGCCCCAGGCCAGCUCUUUGGAAGAGCAACUCCCUGAGCCAGGGCCUCCACGACGCCUCAGUGCCCCCCUGCCCAGUUCCUGUGGGGACCCUGAGAAGCAGCGUCAAGACAAGAUGCGUGAGGAAGGUCUCCAACUAGUGAUCAAGAUCCGGGAAGGGGAAGCUGCAGGUGCCUGUCCAGAGGAGGUUUUCUCGGCUCUACAGUACUCAGGCACUGAGGUGCCCCUGCAGUGGUUGCGCUCAGAGCUGCCCUACGUGCUGGAGAUGGUGGCCGAGCUGGCUGCACAGCAGGACCCGGGCCUGGGUGCCUUUUCCUGUCAGGAAGCCCGGAAAGCCUGGUUGGAUCGUCAUGGCAAUCUUGAUGAAGCUGUGGAAGAGUGUGUGAGGGCCCGGCGCAGGAAGGUGCAGGAGCUCCGGUCCCUGGGCUUUGGGCCUGAAGAGGGGUCUCUUCAAGCAUUGUUCCAACAUGGUGGUGAUGUAGCACGGGCCCUGACUGAGCUACAGCGCCAGCGCCUAGAGCCCUUCCAUCAGCGUCUCUGGGACAAGGGCCCUGAUCCCACCCCUUCCUGGGAUGGGCCAGACAAGCAGAGUCUGGUCAGACGGCUUUUGGCAGUCUAUGCGCUCCCCAGCUGGGGUCGGGCAGAAUUGGCACUGUCACUGCUGCAGGAGACACCCAGGAACUAUGAGCUGGGCGAUGUGGUGGAAGCUGUGAGGCACAGCCAGGACCGGGCCUUCCUGCGCCGCUUGCUGGCCCAGGAGUGUGCUGUGUGUGGCUGGACCCUGCCUCGCAACCGGAUGCAGGCCCUGACUUCCUGUGAGUGCACCAUCUGUCCUGACUGCUUUCGCCAGCACUUCACCAUCGCCUUGAAGGAGAAGCACAUCACAGACAUGGUGUGCCCUGCCUGUGGCCGCCCUGACCUCACCGAUGACACACAGUUGCUCAGCUACUUCUCUACCCUUGACAUUCAGCUUCGGGAGAGCCUGGAGCCAGAUGCCUAUGCACUAUUUCACAAGAAGCUGACUGAGGGUGUGCUGAUGCGAGACCCCAAGUUCUUGUGGUGUGCCCAAUGCUCCUUUGGCUUCAUAUAUGAACGAGAGCAGCUGGAGGCGACAUGUCCCCAGUGUCACCAGACCUUCUGUGUGCGCUGUAAGCGCCAGUGGGAGGAGCAGCACCGAGGCCGGAGCUGUGAGGAUUUCCAGAACUGGAAACGCACCAACGACCCAGAGUACCAGGCCCAGGGCCUGGCCAUGUAUCUUCAGGAGAACGGCAUUGAUUGCCCCAAGUGCAAGUUCUCGUACGCUCUGGCCCGAGGAGGCUGCAUGCACUUUCACUGCACCCAGUGCCGCCACCAGUUCUGCAGUGGCUGCUACAAUGCCUUUUACGCCAAGAAUAAAUGUCCAGACCCUAACUGCAGGGUGAAAAAGUCCCUACAUGGCCACCACCCACGAGACUGCCUCUUCUACCUGCGGGACUGGACUGCUCUCCGGCUUCAGAAGCUGUUACAGGACAAUAAUGUCAUGUUCAACACAGAGCCCCCAGCAGGAGCCCGGGCAGUUCCUGGUGGUGGCUGCCGAGUGAUGGAGCAGAAGGAGGUUCCUAAUGGGUUCCGGGAUGAAGCCUGUGGCAAGGAGACUCCAGCUGGCCAUGCUGGCCUCUGCCAGGCACACUACAAAGAGUAUCUUGUGAGUCUCAUCAAUGCCCACUCACUGGACCCAGCCACCCUGUAUGAGGUGGAGGAGCUGGAGACGGCUGCUGAGCGCUACCUGCAUGUGCGCCCUCAGCCAGCAGCUGGGGAAGAUGCCCCUGCCUACCACGCCCGCCUGUUACAGAAGCUGAUGGAAGAAGUGCCCUUGGGACAAAGUAUCCCUCGCAGGAGGAAGUAGCUGAGGGCAAGGAUCCUCUUGAAGGUCUCAUGGCCCAGCCUCCUCAGGAACAGCUCCAGCACCAAUAAAGAGGCAUCUCCUUG
Molecule: messenger RNA, 3326 nt
Organism: Leopardus geoffroyi (Geoffroy's cat)
Lineage: Eukaryota; Metazoa; Chordata; Mammalia; Carnivora; Felidae
Gene: RNF31
Product: ring finger protein 31
Exons: 21
Coding region: 1-3243 (1080 amino acids)
Biological process (GO): protein linear polyubiquitination
Cellular component (GO): LUBAC complex
Molecular function (GO): K63-linked polyubiquitin modification-dependent protein binding; ubiquitin protein ligase activity; zinc ion binding
Source: RefSeq, a predicted model, not a curated record